Molecule: messenger RNA, 1812 nt
Organism: Gossypium raimondii (Peruvian cotton)
Lineage: Eukaryota; Viridiplantae; Streptophyta; Magnoliopsida; Malvales; Malvaceae
Product: xylan O-acetyltransferase 1
Exons: 5
Coding region: 89-1555 (488 amino acids)
Cellular component (GO): Golgi apparatus
Molecular function (GO): O-acetyltransferase activity
Source: RefSeq, a predicted model, not a curated record
UUUUUUUUUAUUUUUUCGUCUAUAUUUCCUUUCAUUUCUCUCCUUUUCCAUCGACUCAAAUCAAUGCCUUUUUUAUUUUCUUUUUCUCAUGCAGCAACUUCGUCGUAGUAGUAAGACUCUCCUCACCGAAACGGGAGCCAUGAAACACCGCAAAAACAACCAUGUCCCCGUAUUCAUCGUCGUAAUCUCCGUCUUCUUGUUUGCCCUUUUCAUGUACAACGAGGACGUAAAGUCCAUCGCCGAGUUCCCCUUUUUGUCGAGGCCUAAAGCCAGUGAAAUAAUCCAACACGACGAGCCAAAUAAGCCGGUUCAAGAAUCUACCAGAAUUGAAGAAACAAAGAAGGAAGUAAUUACUUCAGUUGAUAAGGAGUUGAAAUCCAUGGCGACGGUGAAAGACGAUGAUGAAGGAAAAGUAGCUGAAGAUAAAGCGGACGACGUACAACAAAAAGUUGAGAUACUGCCGGUCGUCGAAGAAGACGAUGAAGACGUCGAAUUGCCACCGGAAGAUUGUGACCUCUUCACUGGAAAAUGGGUGUAUGAUAAUGAAACGCACCCUCUGUACAAAGAAGAUGAGUGUGAGUUUCUUACGGCGCAAGUAACUUGCGUGAGGAAUGGAAGAAAGGAUUCUAGGUAUCAAAAUUGGAGAUGGCAGCCCAGGGAUUGUAAUUUACCCAAGUAUAAACCGAGAUUAUUUCUUGAGAAACUGAGGAAUAAGAGGCUAAUGUUUGUUGGAGAUUCAUUGAAUAGAAACCAAUGGGAAUCCAUGGUUUGUUUGGUUCAAUCUGUUGUCCCGCCUGGGAGGAAGAGCUUGAAGAAGUUCGGUUCUCUCUCUAUAUUUAGAAUUGAGGAUUACAAUGCGACAGUGGAGUUUUAUUGGGCCCCAUUUUUGGUGCAAUCAAACGCAGAUAACCCAGACAUGCACGCCAUCUUGGACCGAAUAAUCAUGCCUGGAUCAAUCAAGAAACAUGGCAAGCACUGGAAAAACGUUGAUUAUUUGGUCUUCAACACUUACAUAUGGUGGAUGAACACUGUCACUAUGAAAGUCUUACGAGGAUCCUUCGAUCGAGGCGACACCGAAUACGAUGAGAUUGAACGGCCGAUAGCAUAUAAGAAAGUGUUGACCACAUGGUCUAAAUGGGUUAAUAAGAAUGUAAAUCCAAAUCGAACCACUGUCUUCCUCAACAGCAUGUCUCCUCUUCAUAUCAGGAGCUUGGACUGGAACAACCCAGAUGGGAUCAAGUGUGCCCUUGAGACAACCCCAAUCCUCAACCAGUCAAUGCACCUAAACGUGGGCACAGACCGUCGGCUCUAUGUGGUUGCCAAAAACAUUACUCAAAACACGAAAAUCCCAGUCCAUUUUAUUGACAUUACGACUCUUUCGGAAUACAGAAAAGAUGCACACACUGCAAUUCACACUAUUCGACAAGGUAAAAUACUAACCCCUGAACAAAAGGCUGACCCGGCUAUAUAUGCUGAUUGUAUCCAUUGGUGCCUUCCCGGGUUACCGGACACAUGGAACGAGUUUCUUUAUACACGUAUCAUAUCUCGCUCAUGACACGUACACAUAGAUCGCAUUGUUUUCUCUUUAAAAUUGGAAGUUUCUUGUAAUUUUCUCUCCAUUAUUUGAUCGAUGUAGCUUCGUAUAGGGUAUGGUUUUUAAUUUCUUUGGUUGAUUUAAUGUCAAAUUUCAUCACUCCUAAGCCAAUGCACAAAUUUGUAGAUUAAUGCAUAUGUUGGAAACUUUGAAUAUGGAAACAAGGUUUCCUACCUUUCCCCUUUUGCUAAUUUUUAUCAAAUCUUUGCUUUCUUCCA